GUGGCAGCAGUACAGAUCAAGACGGAUGUCAUUGUGCGUUGAAACAAGGAGAAGAAGAGCUGUAAGCCUCCUCGUUCAUUCCACCAGCAGCAACAAGAAGAUUUAAAAGAUUUGAAUUUCUCCUCGACGCUUCUCACUGAGGCAGAAUGCCUCGUUUCGCUCAGCUGGUGAUGGGCCCGGCGGGCAGCGGUAAGAGUACCUACUGCUCCACCAUGAUCCAGCACUCAGAGUCCAUAAACCGCUCAGUUCAGGUGGUCAACCUGGACCCAGCAGCUGAGCACUUUGACUACCCUGUCAUGGCAGACAUCCGUGAGCUCAUCCAGGUGGAUGACGUGAUGGAGGACGAUUCUCUCAGAUUCGGCCCAAACGGUGGCCUCGUCUUCUGCAUGGAGUACUUAGCCAACAACUUCGACUGGCUGGAGGAGAGCUUGGGUCACGUGGAAGAUGACUACAUAUUGUUUGACUGCCCAGGUCAGAUUGAACUGUACACACACCUCCCUGUAAUGAAGCAGCUGGUGGAGCGGCUUCAGCAGUGGGAGUUUCGGGUGUGCGGGGUCUUUCUGGUUGACUCCCAGUUCAUGGUGGAGUCUUUUAAAUUUAUCUCUGGAGUCAUGGCCGCCCUGAGUGCCAUGGUGUUAUUGGAGAUUCCUCAAGUAAAUAUAAUGACUAAAAUGGACCUGCUCAGUCCAAAGGCAAAGAAGGAAAUAGAAAAAUACCUGGACCCAGAUAUGUACGCGAUGAUGGAAGACGCCUCCGACACCAUCAGAUGCACAAAGUUCAAGAAGCUGACUCAAGCCAUCUGUGGCCUUAUUGAUGACUACAGCAUGGUGAGGUUCCUGCCUUUUGACCGCACAGACGAGGAAGGUGUUAACAUAGUGCUGCAAAACAUCGACUUCUCUAUACAGUACGGAGAGGACCUGGAGCUCAAGGAGCCAAAGGAGACUGAGGAGGAGCCCGCUAACCUAAACUUUGAUGAGAUUUUUCAAGGCAAAGCGGACAGCUGAGGAGAAACGCCACUCCAGAGCUGCUGGAGUAUUAGUGCCAUGUUGAAGAAAAAAAUAAUUCUGAGAUUUUGCGAAUUAUGUUCUAAAAGGGUAAAGUCAAAAUAUCACAAGAAUAAAGUCAUAAUUUGUGCAAGUGGAUCAUGAAAUUAUUUUUUUUCUGGUAAUAUUAUGACUUUCUUCUCUAAAUCUCAGAUUUAUAAUACUUAAGUAAAACAUCAUAAAAGAGCAAGAUUCACUGCAUCAAGCCCAGGUGGAGAAUGGCACGCCCACAGAGACAAUGGACAAAAACAGAAUAUAAAGAGAAAACUAAUAUCUUAUGUCAUAUAUAUUUAAAAGGGUUUUGUCUUCGUGAGCCACUUUGACGACUCUAGAAAUGUGUGAUUUGAAUUCACUGAUGCUGAAGAGUUGUUGUUAAAUGUGUUUCUAUUUUGGAAUAAAAUAAUCCA
Molecule: messenger RNA, 1450 nt
Organism: Paralichthys olivaceus (Japanese flounder)
Lineage: Eukaryota; Metazoa; Chordata; Actinopteri; Pleuronectiformes; Paralichthyidae
Gene: gpn3
Product: GPN-loop GTPase 3
Molecular function (GO): GTPase activity
Source: RefSeq, a predicted model, not a curated record